AUGAACUCUAUUUUAUUGUAAAGCAGUACCUACAACAAUCAAAAAUUCUAAACCUUUAUUAUGAUAAGCAUUUGCAUAAUUUGGAUUUAGUUAGAUUACUUUAUCGUAACAAUCAAUUGCAUCAUUGUAUUUGUUAAUACUCUGGUUGUUUGUUUUAUAUAUCUUUUUAUUGCGAAAUACACCAAUAACCUUUGAAUUAAGAUGGCACUAUAGAUAUAUCAAAGUAAAAAAUUUAUAAAAUUUAUUUGGAACCAAUCGAUUUGUCUAUUUAUUAAAUAACUCUCACUCUACUUAGCGAUUCGAUUGUACUUGUUGCAGAUGAUAAAGGCCACCUUAUUGUUUCUAGAAUUAGAGAUAAUUGUAAAGCAGCAAAAUUAUAUUUGUGUAAUCAAUAUUUACGUCCAUAAUACACAUUUAAUAAGGCGUUUGUUGUUAUUGCUGAUUCCAAUUCAAAAAAAGUUGCUCUGAUUGAUAUUUCAAGGGGCAAAUUAAUUAGAUCGAAAUAUAACGCUAAUUAGUAUUUACAUGUUUAUGGUUAUCAUUAGAAGGAUUCAUAUUAUCUCUCUUUUGAGUCUUUAAAAAUUGCAAACAAAUCAAUUAUAAUUAGGUUUCUGUAGGGAAUAACAGCUAGAGUGAAUACGAAAAAAGUGGUUGAAUUUUGA
Messenger RNA from Paramecium octaurelia, 662 nucleotides. Lineage: Eukaryota; Ciliophora; Oligohymenophorea; Peniculida; Parameciidae. The record is from the annotation of a GenBank genome assembly.